AUGAAGUGGUCAAUGAUUUCAUUGAUACUAUGUAUCUUUGGAUUUUUAAAAGAAUUUCGUCCUAGUGAAUCAUUUAUUACAAAUUAUCUAUGUGGUUCUUGGAAAAAUUUUACACAAGAUCAAAUUAAUCAAGAAAUUUACCCUAUUGGAACAUAUUCUAAUUUUGCAACUUUAAUAUUGGUUUUUUUAUUAACAGAUUUGAUUAGAUAUAAAUUUGUCAUUAUAUUAUGUGGUUUUUCUGGAACAAUUGCAUAUGUAAUUUUAAGAUUUGCAACAACAAUAGCUCAUGUGCAAAUAGUGGAAUUUCUUUAUGGGUUACUAUUAUCAACAGAAGUAGCAUAUUAUACUUACAUAUAUGCUAAAGUCAAUAAGCAACAUUACCAACAAGUAACAAGUCAUACUAAAGUUGCUUAUCUUCUAGGUCGUUUUACAGCUGGUAUAGUUGCACAAGUAACAACAUCUUUGGAAAUUUUAGAUUAUGAACAACUAAAUUAUAUAACAAUAACAUCUCUUAGUAUAGCAACUGUAUGGGCUUGUUUAUUACCAUCAGUUAAUCAAUCAAUGUAUUUUCAUCGAGUAAAUGAUUUAAGUACAAAAACAGUAACUUCAUUACAAAGUAAAGAGAGGAGUAACUCACUAUCUACUUCUUUAUGCAAAACUUCAAGUGAAGAAACAGGAUCGUUCCUUAUUAAAGUCAAGCUUGCUUAUUACUUACUUUGGGAAGAUUUUGUAAAAGCUUAUACUAAUACGCAUGUCAUUAAAUGGUCUCUUUGGUGGGCUUUUGCAACUUGUGGCUAUUUACAGGUGAUAAUGUACAUACAAUUAUUAUGGGAAAAUGCUCUAGAAUUACAAAGUAGUAAAUAUCAUGGUAUUUACAAUGGUUAUGUUGAAGCCAUAUAUACACUUAUCAGUGCUUUAGUUGUAUUUGUGGUUGGAAAUCUACAUUUAAAUUGGUCAUUGGUUGGUGAAGCCAUAUUAUCAAUUUUUUCUAUAAUUGAAGGUAUUAUUUUACUAAUUUCUUAUAUCAGUUAUAAUAUAUGGAUUCUAUAUACUGUAUAUAUAAGUUUUGGAGUUAUUUACCAUUCAAUCAUCACAAUAGCGAGUUUUGAAGUUGUUCAACAUUUAUCUGAAGACAGUUAUGGCUUAAUAUUUGGUAUAAAUACAUUUUUUGCUUUAUCAUUGCAAUCUGUACUAACAUUUAUCAUAAUAAACAAAAGCAGUUUGAUUCUAGAUAUUAGAUUCCAAUAUUUGGUGUAUGCAGUGUAUUUUAUAAUUUUGGGCAUUAUUUUUAUGAUUAUGAGUGUUUUUACACUAAAGCAUUACUUUAAAAAUAAAAAAUCUUUAAAAAUUUGGUUAAGAAAUACCGAAUCUAAUAUUAAAUAA
Ceratosolen solmsi marchali is the source of this 1383-nucleotide messenger RNA. Its product is annotated as thiamine transporter 1. Gene Ontology annotation, molecular function: vitamin transmembrane transporter activity. The record is from RefSeq and is a predicted model, not a curated record. Bases 1 to 1383 code for a protein of 460 amino acids. Lineage: Eukaryota; Metazoa; Arthropoda; Insecta; Hymenoptera; Agaonidae. The transcript has 6 exons. Gene Ontology annotation, biological process: transmembrane transport; vitamin transport. Gene Ontology annotation, cellular component: plasma membrane.